UUAGCAACCAGGGGGACACAUAGGUUCCUUUGAGUAAGAGUGGGAAAAACUGGAGGGAGACAGCUAUUUUCUUUUGGAAGCAUUAGACAUUAGACUGCCUCUGCCAACUAAAAAUUCCCAGCUUAAGUGCAAAGCAAAUCAACAAAAACUCAGUCUAGACCCGUUAUGAAGCUGGGAGGGUAUCAACAGACUUGAGUUCCUGUCAACCAGAUCACCUGCUUUUAAUACUAUCUCCAGGGUCUGGACACAUCUGGAAGUGGCAUCGAUCAGGUUAGACUUGCAGAACUUUCCUGGCGCCAGUGGCGAGGAAGAACCAGCACGCGUAGACAUGAAUCUCAAAUCUUCGACAUCCGCUCCUCAGUUUCUGGUCAAAGGCAGCCGCAUCAAGCCUAGAAAUGAAAGCUACUUUCUGGUCAGGCACACCCCGCACCCCAGAAGAGUCUGCCACAUCAAAGGUUUGAAUAACGUUCCCAUCUGCACCGUGAAUGACGAUGACAAUGUCCCGUGGGUGGGGGACCAGCCUGCGCACUCCGAGAAGGACGAGACGCCUCGUGCCAGCUGCCCACCCAGCGCCGCGGCCCCGAGGAGCCCGGCCAGACGAGUGUCACCAGCUUCGAACAGCGUCAGAAUGCCCCCCCGGCCCCAUUCUGAGCCCAGUAGAAAAAUUGAAGAGUGGUUCAAAACUUCCAUUGAUAAUCCCUUAGUAAUUAAAAAGGAAGAAAUUAAGGCCAAAAAGCCACCAUCAACUCCAAAGGUCUCCUCUACUGCUGGUUCCUGUUCUUCAGGGAUGGCGAGUACCAAGAAUGAAGUCAAAGCCAACACCGUUUGCAUACCCAACUAUCUGGAUCAAGAAAUAAAAAUCCUGGCGAAGCUCUGUGACAUUUUACAUACUGAUUCUCUGGCAGAAGUUCUGCAGUGGCUGCUUCAUGCAAGUUCAAAAGAAAAAGAGUGGGUCUCAGCUUUGGUUCAUUCGGAGCUGGCCGAGAUAAACCUGUUGACUUCUGGCAGAAGCAGCGCGUCAAAGGAACCAGUCACGGGGACUGGGAAGCCACUCACGGGGACUGGGAAGCCACUCACGGCGAACACAACACCUGCAGUGACGCCCCCAAAUUCACCUGCAAAGCCAACAGCGCUGAGCAGCAUUAGAGAAGAACUUCAGCCAGCCAGACUGUCAAGUCAAGGAUCCGAAGGAAAUAAGGGACUGCCACAAGAGGCUGACCAUAAGCCCCCGUUGUUUAUAAGAAGAAACAAGAUGAAAAUACCUGUUACAGACUAUUUUGGCAAACCAAAGUCUCCUCCCAGGCCUAAUUCUCAGGAUUGUGUAUCAACAAAACCAAUGUCAGCAAAGAGUAUACAGCAAGGAUACAAUCUCUGUCCCCAAAGAGCAUUUUAUCCUUCAGCAUACGAAAGGCAGAAAGUCUAGACUGGGCUAAUUCUUUCAUUAACAUGGGAUUCACAUUUACAACAUUGAAUGUUUUCUUAAAAAGAAUACUUUUGGUAUUGAGGAAUCAAGCAGUCCUCUCUAUGGUGGUACAUGUAAAUGUCAAAACAUCUGUGUAUACUACUACAAAUAAAUAAUAAUGGAGACAGUU
Microcebus murinus (gray mouse lemur) is the source of this 1592-nucleotide messenger RNA. It is a transcript of the gene C29H4orf17, whose product is annotated as chromosome 29 C4orf17 homolog. NCBI's taxonomy places the organism in Eukaryota, Metazoa, Chordata, Mammalia, Primates, Cheirogaleidae. The record is from RefSeq and is a predicted model, not a curated record.